ACUACAACCAGUGGCGGCUGCAUCUUAGCUUCAGACUGAAAUCAAAAGCUCUUCAGCCGAGGUUGAGAACAGUGUGUAGAUGCUAGUCGGAUUGUCCCUAACCCACACACCGGAUUGUUACUCUCUGGACAUCAGUAUCAUCACCACGUCGAGUUUCCUGCGAUUCAUUCUUAGUAUAUCCGUCAAUGUUUGCAAAUUCUUUACGGUGGUGUGUUCCGUGUUGUGCUUUUCUGUGGCCCCCUGGGCAACCGUGGUCGGUUUAGGUGUACGUUGCGGGCGGCGUUGUAAACAGCUCUUGUUCCAACGAUCAGCCGUGAAUGCCCCCUCGGAGGCGAGGACUCACAAACUAUGUUUCAAUUUCAUGUUCCGUUCUAGGCGCAGUUGUUUGAUCAAACGACUGUCGAGGAUUUCAACGAAUGAAGCCCAACGUUCGGUGGAAGCCAUCCUGAGGAGACUGGAAUUAGCCGAUUUGGAGACCUUGGCGGUCUCCGUGGAGAGUCUGGGUACGGAGGAGACCCCUUGCAUACCCUUACCGAUGGGCGAGGAGUAUUGGCCAUCGAAGCCCCAUGUGGUUUUUUGUCAAUUGUGGCGGUGGGCUGAUCUCCACCCAUCUCAUGAGCUUAGGCGGUUACCCAACUGCCAAACAUCCCAGGAUCCCCUGUACAUAUGUGCGAAUCCUUACCAUUGGAGUAGGCUUUAUAAGCCAGAUACCCCUCUACCCCCUUAUUCUACACUUCCUCAGGAAUUACCAAAAGUUGAAGAUGACACAUCCAUAGCUAGUGAUCCUGUGUCACCUGAAUCUAGAUUCUCUAGUAAUUCAGGAAGCAGUGAGUCCUCGCAACCUUGGUGCAAAAUAGCUUAUUGGGAACUGUCUGACCGUGUUGGAAGAUUGCUUCCAGUAUCCCAGUCUGUAGUAAAUGUGUUCGCUGAUCUACCUCACAGUGAUGGUUUGUGCCUUCAAACUCUGACAGAUUCUCAAGUCACAACUAAUACGUCUGUCUUACAGACUCGAACCAAGAUCGGACAAGGAGUCACUAUCUUUAAAGAGGACCAUGAAGUUUGGGUCUAUAACAGAUCCAAGUUUCCGGUGUUUGUAAACUCUCCUACUCUCGAUCCACCAAACACAGAAAAACUGACUGUGUACAAGUUACAGCCUGGGUAUUCCAUAAAGAUCUUUGACUAUGAAAGGUCAAAGUACAACCAAAGGGUGAGGGAUUCAUCAACACAAAAAAAUGGACCUUUUGAUCAGAAUGCCGUCCGCAUUAGUUUUGCCAAGGGUUGGGGCAAUAGCCGAUACUCCAGACGUUAUAUCACUUGCUGUCCAUGUUGGAUAGAAGUUAUGUUUGUCAACAGGUGACAAAGAUAAAAAAAAAAACUGUGCCAUUUGUGAAGUAAUGAAUGCUUCUUCAGUUGAUAUUGCUAGUCGAGCUUAGUACCAUUGUGCCAUUGGCUGGUGUAAACUACAUGCCAGGCCAGCGUAUGUUUUUUGGUGCCAACAGAAAUUCAAGAGUUGGAUACUAGUUUUUUUUUUUUUUUUUUUUUUUCUUCGGGUUCCUCAGGAUUUUAUUCAUUUUCAUGAUUUGUGAGUUGGUGAUGUUUUAACCUAUGUGAUAUAACUUCUUUUUAGAAACAAUAUUUAAAUAACGGUCAUUUUUUUAUUAUUAUUAUUAAGUUAUGCUCUGUCUUUUCAUUCUUCCUUAGUUCUGUUAUAAUCACCUAUCACGCAUGUCAUCAUAAUGAAUAGCUUGGAAGUAUUAAUGGUUAACCCACCACUCUGUAUACUAAAUAUUUAUUUUUAAAGCAAAGGCUGUUGUAUUUCCAGCUUGUUGUCAAAAAUUUGCGUCAAUGUAUUGCCAGAAGAAAAGUGCAUUUACUCUCUGCUUCAAGUGUCCCUUCAAAUGUUCUUAGCAUAUACUAGUAUUGUCAUCAGCAGGAUGUAAAUUUCUGCAUAUACAUCUGCCUAAGCUCAGUUUUCUAAAAAUUAUCCUCUGUGAUAAUUAUCAGCCUAACCUCUUUUAUGAAAUUUUAAUUUUUUAAGAUGACUAUUAACUUAAGGGACCACAUUUGCUUGUGAUUUAUGAAGGAUGACAUUUAUUGAAGUUGCUAUUUCAAUACCUAAAUAGUUCCCCCUGGAUCUAUUUGUAUGAAAAUAGAAUCAAAUCAUUUUGUAUUGAUUGCAAGAGUAAAUACUACACAGGGCUUUAUAUUUCACUUAUAUUGCAUUUAAAGCUGUUGCCUAUACCUGAAUCUUGCAUUUGUGCCAUCUUUUUAUCUAAAAUGCCUUGAACUUGCAUACUUGGCGAUUUUUGCUGUAACAAUUGUAUAUAUGUAUAGUUUAAAAUUAUUUUAAAAUAAGAGAUAUAGAAAAGUUUAUAUUAAAAACUACUUCUUCCAAGAUAUAUUGUGUAGAACCUAUUGUUACUUAGUCAUGAAAUUUUUCCAGUGUAUUGAUUCACCUUUAUAUAUUUUAUUUAAAUUAUCCUAUUACAAAAUUUGUUUUGAAAAAGUGCUUGUUUCUAAUUUGUAAUGGAUUUGAAAUUUAUAUAAAUUUAAAUCGUGAAAAUAAUUUUUAUCGGACUAUAAAUCAGUUAGUGGAUUUAAAAAUUUCUUUGUUAUUAUUGAUUUACUAUAUUUAUUAUUUUGUAAACCAAAUGAAUUUUUUAAAAAAUCAAAAAUUGGAGUUUUAAACUGUGUUGUUUGAUACACACCAGUUUUAUUGUUCCAGCCAUCUCCUAAUAUAGACAUAGUCUGCAUGAACGUGCUGUACAACAUAGUUUAUUUGAGCAAGAUUAUAAACGAGAAUUUUCUCAAACCUUUCACUAGAAGCUCCAUUUAUAGAAUAUGCCACAGAAGAAUAUGAAAAUAGUUGAAAGAAAUAAUAUAUUCUGUGUCAUUGCUUUUGCCUUAAUUCGAAGAACAUGUACAAAGUUGUGUAAAGAGAUUUUAUCUGUUGGUUCUGCUACAGUUUUUCUCCCUAUGAGUACAAAAGAAGAAAAAAAAUCUGUCUUUGAAGUGCAUUUAAACAGUAUGGUGAAUGCUGAACAUGGCUGUAAUUCCAAUAUUGCUGAGCUUAGCACACUGCAAUUCUCAUAACUUCCUGCUGUAGAAUUCAGUUUUCUGAUAAUUGCUUUUCUUUUUUAAUAGUGGCAGCUGUUGUAUUUCACAUUUCAGUUCUCUGUACAUAAAUUUAAAAUUCAUAUAAUUUAUCAUCAUUGCCUAUGUAUUAUUUUUUGGAAUUUUUUUUUUAAAUAGAUUCACAAUGCCAUUCAAAAUUUUGCACAAUACUUAUUAGAAUAGUUAACUUUUUAAUGGUGCUAUAAUAUAUAUAAUGAAUGAAUUUUAAGCUAGGCCCUAACUAGUUGUACUUUUGUAAGCAACAUUUGCCACCAGUAGUAGACAGCAUAUUCUAGUCCCAUCUCUACAGAAUGGUCUGUUGUAUGAAUUUAUUUGAAAGUUAAUUUUUCAGCAUGAGAGGAAGAACAUGCCUGGAUUUUUUUCUGGAAUGAUGCUAUUAAUUAAUCUAUAUAUUUAUAAUUUUUGAAAAAUAAAUGCUUUCUCAAAAUGUUUCUUCUAAUAAUAUUUUCAUAAAAAAAAAUGCUGUAUGCAUUCUAAAAAUCCAUAUUAAAUUUUUAAGUUUUAUUAAUAGCUACAAAAUUUAAAAUAAUUGUUAUGAAUUUAAUCUUUUAUAAUGAAGAUAAAUUACUUAAUAUUGUCACAUUUCUUAUUUUAUUUUAUUACAAUUAAUGAUGUAAAUCAUUUUUGAAAAAUGAUUUGAAUUCUAUUUCUUGUCGGAUUUGAUUUUUGAAAAAUGUUCUUUUAUCAUUUAAAUAGUUUGAAAUUUCUUUAAUGAAGGCUUUUCUUCCUCUCCUUUUUGAUACUGAUUAAAUUCUUUAUACAAUUAUGUGAAAAUUAUUUAUUGUGCAAGAUUGGUUUCUAUUUAAAAUUUUUCACUUCCAAGUUUCUCACAUUUGUAAAACAUCUCAUAAAACAGCUUCCUCAGUUUAUAGAGGAAGGUAGAAAACUCCAAACCAUGUUGAUUCUGCUAAUAUUUAUUUAAAAUAGCUUUAUUUGUAUGAAUUGUAAAUCGAGAAACUAUGCUUUUUCUACUGGAAAAAGGGAAACAUUGUAUUGAACUUAGUGCUGAAGUACUAAGGAAUUCAUUAGUGAGCAUUAUUUGUUUUUUUGUACAGUGUAAAUACUCAUGAAAGCUAUAUGCUGUAGAACUCAUUGUAGACUACUUGUACAGUUUUGACAGGAAAUAACAUUGUACAAAGGGGCUUUGCCUCAAAAUGUUUCUAUAUUAAAAAAAUUAUUAAAGAA
Molecule: messenger RNA, 4320 nt
Organism: Argiope bruennichi
Lineage: Eukaryota; Metazoa; Arthropoda; Arachnida; Araneae; Araneidae
Gene: Dad
Product: mothers against decapentaplegic homolog 6-like
Exons: 4
Coding region: 80-1357 (425 amino acids)
Biological process (GO): SMAD protein signal transduction; anatomical structure morphogenesis; regulation of transcription by RNA polymerase II
Cellular component (GO): heteromeric SMAD protein complex
Molecular function (GO): I-SMAD binding; transcription regulator inhibitor activity
Source: RefSeq, a predicted model, not a curated record